AUGAAUUUAGAAGAAUCAAUCAGCGAAUAUCAACCAGGUGGUUAUCACCCGGUACAUCUUAACGAUAUUUACACUUCCAACUUGACUGCUUAUAAAAUUAUUCAAAAAUUAGGUUGGGGCCAUUUUGCUACCGUUUGGUUAGCUAAAAACUUGAAAACAAACCAAUUUGUUGCAAUUAAAAUUGUUAAAUCUUCCCAUAAUUAUUUCGAAGCCGCUGAAGAUGAAAUCAAAAUAUUGUCUAUUCUAAAUCAUGAUUCAAAUGAUGAUCAUCAUAUUAACGAUUCAAUUUAUAAUUUAGGUAAAAAUGGUGUUAUGAAACUAUUGGAUCAUUUCAUCAUCAGUGGAUCAAAUGGGAAUCAUAUCGCAAUUGUUUUCGAAAUCUUGGGUGAAAAUAUUUUAAGCGUUAUUUAUAAAUAUAAAAAGGAAAAAUUAAAUCAAUUAUCUUUUUCAACUAAUUCCAUCAUUUCUAAUCCGUCUUUGAUUCCAAUCAAUAUUAUAAAAGAUAUCACCAAACAAAUCUUGUUAUCAAUUAACUAUAUGCAUCAUAGAGGUAUCAUCCAUACGGAUUUAAAACCUGAAAACAUUUUGAUCCAGUAUAAAGGAUUAAUUAAUAAUAAAUCUUCAUUUAAAUCUACAAAUUUUUUAUUACCCCUGAUCCCUCUCAAUUCAAAAUUAGAUGAUUCAACUACUAUUAAAAUUGCUGAUUUAGGUAAUGCUACUUAUUCAAAUUUACAUUUCACUAAUCAAAUUCAAACUCGUCAAUAUAGAUCUCCAGAAAUCUUAUUGAAAUAUAAAUCUUGGGGGGCUUCCACCGAUUUAUGGUCAAUUGGUUGCCUCCUUUUUGAAUUAAUUACCGGUGAUUAUCUUUUUGAUCCUCAUGAUGGUAUAAAUUUUGAUAAAGAUGAAGAUCAUUUGGCUCAAAUAAUUGAAUUAUUAGGUGAAUUUCCAAGUAUCAAUUACUUGAAAGAUUGUAAAUUAUCUUCAAAAUAUUUUAAUAUCAAUUCUAAAAAAAAUGAAAUCUCAUUGAAAAAUAUCAAGACUUUGAAAUUUUGGAAAUUAUAUGAUGUUUUCAUUGAUAAAUAUAAAUUUGAUCCAAAUGAUAUCAAUAUUAAAUUAAUCACUGAUUUAAUCUUAAAAUGUUUGAGAUUUAAUCUAGAUGAGAGAUAUGAUUGUAAAUCAUUACUAGCUCAUCCUUGGUUUGAUACCAAUCCAACUUAUAAUGAAGACAUUUUGAAACAUUUACCUAAUAUUCAUGAUGAUAUACCGGGUUAUACUUCUACUUGGGAUAUGGACGAUUAG
Messenger RNA from Hyphopichia burtonii NRRL Y-1933, 1299 nucleotides. RefSeq lists its product as uncharacterized. The transcript has a single exon. The record is from RefSeq and is a predicted model, not a curated record. Gene Ontology annotation, biological process: regulation of mRNA processing; protein phosphorylation; spliceosomal complex assembly. Lineage: Eukaryota; Fungi; Ascomycota; Pichiomycetes; Serinales; Debaryomycetaceae. Gene Ontology annotation, molecular function: protein kinase activity; ATP binding. Bases 1 to 1299 code for a protein of 432 amino acids.